This is a messenger RNA of Nerophis lumbriciformis (worm pipefish), 957 nucleotides long. The record is from RefSeq and is a predicted model, not a curated record. NCBI's taxonomy places the organism in Eukaryota, Metazoa, Chordata, Actinopteri, Syngnathiformes, Syngnathidae.
AUGGACUCAAGUUUGGUUGAAGGAGGACUUAAUGUCACCUUAACUAUCAGGUUACUCAUGCAUGGAAAGGAGGUUGGAAGUAUCAUUGGCAAGAAAGGAGAGUCUGUUAAGAAAAUGAGAGAGGAGAGUGGCGCUCGUAUCAACAUCUCUGAGGGAAACUGUCCGGAGAGGAUCAUAACCCUUGCAGGACCCACCACCUCCAUUUUCAAAGCGUUCUCCAUGAUAAUUGAGAAAUUGGAAGAGGACAUCAGUACAUCAAUGACUAACAGUACAGCCACCAGCAAGCCACCGGUCACCAUGCGCCUCGUCGUGCCUGCCAGCCAGUGCGGCUCGCUCAUCGGCAAAGGAGGCUGCAAGAUCAAAGAAAUUAGAGAGUCAGCAGGAGCUCAGGUACAAGUAGCAGGGGACAUGUUGCCCAACUCGACAGAACGUGCCAUCAGUGUUGCAGGGACCCCGCAGUCUAUCAUCGAGUGUGUCAAGCAGAUCUGUGUUGUUAUGCUUGAGUCUCCUCCAAAAGGAGUAACCAUCCCAUAUCGACCCAAACCCUCAGGCUCUCCUGUCAUCUUUGCGGGUGGUCAGGCAUAUGCUGUCCAAGGACAGCACGCCAUUCCUCAGCCUGAUCUCACAAAACUGCACCAGCUGGCCAUGCAGCAGAGCCCCUUCCCUAUUGCGCACAGCAACCAGGGCUUCCAGGCUGGGAUGGACGCCUCUGCGCAAACCGGCUCACAUGAGCUCACCAUUCCAAACGACCUUAUCGGCUGCAUCAUUGGCCGUCAAGGGGCAAAGAUCAAUGAAAUCCGUCAGAUGUCAGGCGCUCAGAUCAAGAUUGCCAAUCCCGUCGAGGGUUCCACUGAUAGACAGGUCACCAUUACUGGCUCCCACGCCAGCAUCAACCUUGCCGAGUACCUGAUCAAUGCUCGGCUGUCCUCUGAAGCCACUGGACUCGCAGCCAACUGA